CAAUAAACACCACCACCACAUCCUAACAAUUAUACAAUACACCACACCACUCGCUCGAUCCCUUCCUAAGGAAAAGAAAUCCCACCGGAAAAUGCCAAAUCCUACAUUACACUCCAUCCCAAACCCAAACCUCCAAAACUACCUAUAAAUAAAACCCAUUAUUCCAAACCUCCCUUCUCCUCCAAAUCCAACCAUCCUCCCUCUCUCUCUCUCUCUCUCUCCAUCGCCUGAACACAACAAAAAAAAUGGAACUGCCGCCACCGCCGCUCGACUUCGACGCCGACCACCACUCCUCAACCCAUCAACUAAACAUGGACAACCUCGUCGCCGUCAAGGUCCUCGGGCAGGGCGCCAUGGGUACGGUCUUCCUGGUCCACGACCGGGCCGCAUCCGACCCAUCCGCCGCCAGCCCAUACGCCCUCAAGGUCGUCGACAAGGCCCAAUUCCUCCACUCCCACUCCCGCUCCGACGCCGAGCGCCGGGCCCGCUGGGAGAUCCGGGUCCUGACCCGACUCGCCCACUCCCGCCACCCGUUCCUCCCUCGUUUAGUCUCCUCCGCCGAGACCCCCGAAUUCCUCGCGUGGGCCCUCCCCUUCUGCCCCGGCGGAGAUCUCAACGUCCUCCGCCACCGCCAAAACGACCGCGUUUUCUCCCCCGCCGCCGCCAGGUUCUACCUGGCGGAAAUCCUCUGCGCGCUGGAGCACCUCCACGAGCUGGGGAUCGUCUACCGGGAUCUCAAGCCGGAGAACAUUCUGAUCCAGCAGUCCGGUCACGUGACCCUCACGGACUUCGACCUCUCCCGAUUCCUCGGCCGGAGGAAGAAGAAUCCAAGUACGGCCAAGUCAGAAGUUGAAAUUAGAACCAAAUCGAUGGACGCCGGCGAUUUUCUCCCUCCGAGGAAGAGCAGAGUGGCGCGGUGGUUGAUGCCGGCGGCGGUGGUCCCCGUCGGCGACGAGAAGGGGUUGUUGAAGAAGACGAAUUCGGCGAGGAUUGCUCCGGUGAGCCACCGGAGGAAGGAGGCAGAGGAGGAGGGGGGAGAGAGGUCGAAUUCGUUCGUCGGGACGGAGGAGUACGUGUCGCCGGAGGUGGUGCGAGGGGAAGGUCACGAGUUCGCCGUCGACUGGUGGGCCCUGGGGAUUUUACUCUACGAGAUGGUGUACGGGACGACGCCGUUUAAGGGGAGGAACCGGAAGGAGACGUUUCGAAACGUUUUGCUGAAACGGCCGGAGUUCGUCGGGAAGCUGGGGAAGGAUCUGACCGACCUGAUCGAGCGGCUGCUGGAGAAGGACCCGGCGAAGCGGCUCGGGUACGCGGACGGAGCGGCGGAGAUCAAGGGGCACGCAUUUUUUAAAGGGGUGAGGUGGGAUCUGCUGACGGAGGUUUGCCGGCCGCCGUUUAUUCCGUCGCGGGACGAGACGGAGAGUUCGUACCCGGGGAUGAUGCCGGCGGCGGAGGGGGGUGUGGAGAUAAGUGAGUACUUCCGGAAGCUGAGGGCGCCGCCGCCGUUGUGGUCGCCGUCGUCGGAGUUUCAUAGAAAUGUUUCGCUGGCAGAGUUCUGACCACCACCACGCACGUGCGGCGGAGGCCCACGUGUAAGGGAUAUAUAUAUAUAUAUAUAUAUAUAUGAAUUAGUUUAGUUUAGUGUAUUAUUCUCAUUAUCUCUCUGUAGUUCUGUGUACAUAAAAUAAUUGCGACGGUUUAAAACAGAAUUGACAUAUUAACCGGGCACGGUUAAAAAAAGUUACUUAGUUGAGGAAAUGUUGUUACCGUAUUACUUAUGAUUAGUUGCUAAUCACCUACCUUCUCUCCAAAAAUAGACUUUCAACUCUAACGUUUUCGAAUCAGAAUAUUUGUGUCUCUAAUUGAUGUUUUAUCAUUUGCAAAAAAGUUGUUGCCCAUAAGAAAUCAAUAUGGGAAAGUAUCAAUCAGUAUAUUAAAGUUAUUGUAAGAAGGUUAGUGUUGAUUAUCUUUCUAUAGGAGACUUCCUAACAGAAAAUUAUAGAUCGAAUCAGUAAAUAAAUAAGAAGUGAUCUUGUAGCACCUGACGUUCAAACAAAAUAUCUAUUACAUAACACUUUACAAUGACAAAUUGACAACGGUUAAACGAGAUUGUGAUUCAACGGCCGGCCAAUAUGCAACUCUAUUGUUUUCCUGUAUGUAUGUUUACCCAUGGGGUUGUUAAGAGAAUAGUGGAAAGGAUGAUUAAUUAGGGAACGGCUACGGUGCUAAUUGUACAAUAGUUAGCACCGUCCUAACCAAGGAAAAAACUACUACUAGUUUGAAUUAGUAGUGAUUUAGCUUAGAUGUUGUAUUGAUUUUAUAAUAAUCCGUAGUGAUUUCGUUAUUUUUAGUAGCGUUAUAUUGAUUUUAUAAUAAUCCGUAGUGAUUUCGUUAUUUUUAGUAGCGUUUUUUGCUAGUUAUCACGGUGCUAACCCCUAUAUGGGUUAGCACCUAAUCCAAUCCGAUUAAUUAUUAUAAGGAAAGAGAAAUAUGGCUUUGGAAUGAUUACUAGACAAAAUGGUCUGAAAUCACGGGCUUAAGCUAAGGGAGUCUCAAGUCUUAGGUCUUUAGUGUUGGACCUCUCAUUAGAUUAGCUAGGGCUCCUUUUAUGAAAGUUGCCUUUCCAAUUCCCUUUUCAUUCUGGUCAUCUACCAUUCCUGACUUCUAUAGUUCUAUUCCUUCACCAAAUAUAGUGGUUUCUUCGUUGCAUCGGGUGGCGUUGAUAUUAGGGGCGACUAUACAGUUUGGUCCUGUUAAAUUGAUAUGAAUUGAUCCGGUUUCGGUCUGGUCUUUUCGAGAAUGUAAUGAUUAAAUAUUGGAUUGGAUACAGUCCGGUUUGAACUGGUCUGGUCCCAAUUUGGUCUUGAUUUUAGAUUGAGCCAGUGGAGAUUUGAGUGGCUUGAUGGGAGAUUUGAGUAGCCUGAGGUCUGAAAGGGCGAGAAGGUUAAAUUUGGGUGUUGGUUCUCUUAUCUGGUCUUUAUCCGAUUUUUGGUCCGAUCCUGAACGGGUUUUUUUACCUCAAAUCUAGGCCCAAAGAUGAGAUUUGAUUGUUUGCUAUCCGGUCCCGGUCCAGUCUCAGUCCGAGUUAUACGGUUCGGUUUUGGGUAAAACCAAAAAGCCCGUACAAAUAGCUACCCCUAGUUGAUAUCACUUGAAUCAGACUAUUUGAUUACGAUUAGAAGUCACGGGACUAUAAAUAUCAUUCAUAUUACUCUGUAAUCUGUAUCUCCUCGAAAAAUUGUGAUAUUAUCUCUCUCCUGCCCAUGGACUAGAUAACACACAUUGUGUUAGUGAACCACCUAAAUCUGUGUGUCUCGUUUCAUUUUUUGCUCUCGUUUUCUGGCUCUAUCGAAACCGUCGUGACAGGUCGGAUGUGCAUCGCUAUCUCUAUGCACUAUGCAAGAGGUUUGGAGAUUGAAAUCAGUAAUCAACAACAUUAUCUUCA
Messenger RNA from Linum trigynum, 3445 nucleotides. The record is from the annotation of a GenBank genome assembly. NCBI's taxonomy places the organism in Eukaryota, Viridiplantae, Streptophyta, Magnoliopsida, Malpighiales, Linaceae.